GCCUUGCAUGCUCGCCUUUUUCCUUGUCAAUUGCUGACAAAGAGCAAAACGCUUUAUGUAGCCUCUUUUGGAAACAUAUGACUUUCGCUUGAGCAGUUCGUGCAGCCUGCGUGCUACUAGAGGGACUUCGCAGCGCCGUAACCCCGCAAUACCGUUCACUCACGCAGAGCCACGUGAAUGCUGGUUCAUGGACGACCGCUUCCACCGCGAUAACGGCAGCUCGCGCCGCCCUUCCACUUCAAUGGCGGCUCCCACCCACCGUCGUGGCCGCACCACACUCGUCCCUACGCCUGCCACGUGUACCGACUCGCAAUCCCUUGCUUCGUCGCUCCUGACGUGAGUUUACACGGCCGGUAAGUUAUAUUCGCAUCAUUCUGCGUGCAAUUCCGUCUGCCGCGUCGUGGAAGGGGCGAUGGUUAUCAAUGCGGUAGUCGAUAUCAUGAUUCCUCGUUAUCUUGCUUCUCCUCGUCUCGCUUGCUUUCCCCCAUCGUCAAUUACCCUUUCCUCCCCCGUCCCUCCCCCGUCUCCCCGCUCAACCCAAGUCUCCCCACUCGCCGUGUGUACGCGGAACACAGCCCCCAGCGCGCCCAUCCAGCUCUCCGCAAGCCGCUGUCCGCCAAGCCCGCGUCUGCCCCGCCCACCUGCUCUGCCCGCGCAAUCGCCGCCAGCAACCGCGAAGGGCAAAAGGGCAGCGGCAGUGGCAGCAGCAGCAGCGGCGGCUGCGGCGGCGGCAGGGGUGGAGUUUCGACGGAUACGGAUGCGAUACUCGAGGCGCCCGGGAAAGCGGAGUCUGCGGCGUGGGAUGCGUACGACACGGCGUUCGAGAGCGUCCUCGCGAGCAUGUGGGACGACGUGCGCGGCGCCGCCAGUGAAGCCGGGAGCGAACACAGGCCGAGCGACGGGCAGCGACGCGAGGAAGGCGCGGGGACAGGGAGGAUGAGCGACGGGGUCGGUGACGCGGAGAGACGGGUAAAUGGGAGUGCCCUGGACAUGCGGUGCAGGGAGCUAGGCGAGAGCAGCGUCGGGGCAAGGAUGGCGGAGACGAGCCAUGGGCACGAUGCUGCUGAUGAGUCGCGAGCAACGGAGUCUUCUCCCAGCAGCGACGCAGCGUGCUGUGACUCGCUACUGCUCACCUCGUGCGACGGGGAAUGCUCCGCGACUUCCCUGGCGGACGACGAGUCGUGUCUGGGCGACGAGCCUCUGCCGCUCUCCACGCUCCCUCAUGGCUGCCAAUGGGCUCUCUCCCACCUCCCCUCGCCUCCUGCGCUCAUUCCUCUUCCUGCGCCCACUCCCCCGCCUGCGUCUCCUGCUUCUCGUUCAUCUCGUGCUACCGCGGCAACAGCAGCCAGCAGCCCCUUUUCCCCUGAUUACUUCAGUGAAUCGCCUGCGCUUGACAUGGAGCAGCCGCUGGACCGCUCCCCGUAUCUCGCAGACGCAGCAGGGGCGGCUGACACGCCAUGUAGCCCCCCGCCAUGGCCCAGCAGCGGGCGGUUGAGCCCUGCAAGCAGCCUUCUGCAACUGGACAAUCUCAUCCGAACCCCCACACGCCGUGCCGGUUCGAGCAGCCCUGAUCACUCAGAGAAGCUCUGGGACGACCAGAGGUACCGGUACAACGAGUUGUUCCGAAGCAGCAGCGACAGCGGCUGUGGGCAUAGCAGCAGCUGCAGCGAUACUGCAGGAAUGGGUGCGGAUCAGGUGAAGAAAAUCGGGGCAUUAGCGUUCGGUGGUGGAAGCGGGCUGGGGUAUAAGGAGGUGCCGCUUCUACCAGAGUCUUCUGCUGGCAGCCUUGGGUGGCUUUUGCCCCUGCCAGCAGACACUCUAGACUACAUGGCCCAGGUGCAGAGCAGCGUGCAGCGCGAGUGGCAUGCAUGGCUGGAGGACCUAGGGGAGCGCACCAAGGGGCUGCGAGAAGACAUGCAGGAGCAGUUUGGGCGCAUGAGGGAGGAGAUGGCAGUCACGUUCAAUGUACUGGAGGAGGACAUUCAGGAAAUGGUGGAUGAACUGGAGGACGAGGGGAUCCUGCCGGACUGGACCAAGCUGUUUGACGAUGAUGGGGGCAGGGAGGAGGAGUGGGAGGAGUUGGUGAGUGGGCGCAGGAGCAGACGGGGCGGGGCGGAGCGGGAGGAGGAGGAGCGGCGGCGGUUCCUGCAGCAGGUGAUGCUGGCGCAGAGAGUGUACUUCGACAUCCAUGGGGAGGUGGUGAGGCGAGUACAUGUUAGGGAGAAGGGCUUUGGUGGUGGGGGGGUGAGGACGAGUAGGGGGCCUGCGUGCAUUCCGGUGGUUACCAGCAGGAGCAUGGAGAGUGCUGCUGUUGUGUUCUAGGGGUACGGUUGGUCAGCUAGUCGUGUGUGCGGCAUGGGAUGCCGGGAUAGUGGAGGGAAUUCUCUGGGGAAUAAUUCAUUGAUAACUCAAUAAAGAGCAUUGUACGCACCGUAAUCCCCCGGAUAUAGGCGCAUAGGGGCUUAUAGGAAAUACCUGGCAAAAGUGGCAUGCACUU
Messenger RNA from Closterium sp. NIES-67, 2497 nucleotides. Lineage: Eukaryota; Viridiplantae; Streptophyta; Zygnematophyceae; Desmidiales; Closteriaceae. The record is from the annotation of a GenBank genome assembly.